UGUACCCGGGCGUGCGCGUGUAGCUGAGAUCGCGGGCCUCACUCGCGAGCAAAAUGAGACUCAGCGCGGCGGCACAGUCGUGGCGCGGAGGGGAAACGCGGCGAUUGGCCCGCGCGUGUUCCGAGUAAGCACGUCGCGUCUGAAUCGCGCGGACAUAGACAUUCGACGUAGCAACGUCUUUGUUUUGUUGUCCAUUAAUUCAUCCUCGCUUGUGUGAGAGUGUCGGUGCCCGCCGUGCGCGUGCUUUUAUACACGGAAUGUUGGAUGCGAAGGCUUCGUUUCGACUGGCUUGCUGCUUGGCAGUUUUCAUCGGAGGCGUGCACCCAUACAGCAUGGAGAACCCGUGCAAGUACCACAGCGACGCCAGGUGCACGGAGGCGUGCAAGCAGUUCAGGAACCUGCCGCACGGCUACUGCCGGGGCGACCACUGCGAGUGCAGCAUUAACGCCCGAGCUGUGGUUGAGUCCGCGCCGGACCCGUGCCAGCUGCAGGACAUCGGCGCAUGCGUCGUGAGCUGCACGGGCCUGUCGUUCGACAUGGGACAUUGUGUCGAGCAGAUCUGCCAUUGCCUCAACAUGAACGGCGUGCAGCCCGGCACCAGGCUCAGCGACGCCAAAGCAGCCGCCUCGAAGCAGAAUGCUAUGAGCGCCGCGGUGCAGCCCGAGCGUAGGGUUGCGGUCGAUGGGCGUGGAUUCCGGAAACAGCAGCCGCACAGGAAGCGGGUCAUUGGCUCAUCGCAGGAAACCUACGUCCCGCUGCUCGAUUUGCUGUCAGUGCCAAAGGUUCUGUAUGACAUGGACCCGUGCUGGAAAGGGACGCCCUGAGCAGUGCAGGACGGACUGCGGCAAGCUGCACUACGAUCGAGCCAGCUGUGUGCAGAAUGUGUGCAGGUGCAGCAAGACGACCACGAGGGGCUGACCUUCAUCGAAGACUGUAACGUUGUGGCCUGAGACGGCGAGAUUUCGCUCACGCGUAGACACCACACAGGCGACAUGUGAGCAAACGGAUUUCAGAAAGGAUGUUAAAGGGACACUGAAGAGAAAAAAAAAUAGUUUGAGCCGCAAUAACAAAUUGCUGUUCUACGUUUAGCAAAAAAAGAAAAAAAAAAGCACCUAUUACCGGGAUAAGAGGCUUGGAACAAGGAAGGAAAAACGCAAGAACUGAAAGACUCGUAGCGACGCCUCCUUCGUGUUCCCGCACCAGCCAGCCAUGACGUCAUAGAUUUUGACGGCCUCUGCUCGGGACUAGUUAAGCUUUUUAUCGCUAAAGACAGACUACAUAAUUUUCUGACGGGCUAAAAGACUGAACUCGGCAAGUUUGAACUUUUACUGAGUUACAACGGCACAAAUAUGAGAAUUAUUACUUUGAAAUCCAUGACGUCACGGUGAAGUCCCGGUGCUGCGGAUUUCGGCGCGAAAAUCUGAAAAAUGGAAUUGGACCUUCACUUUAUCCUCUAAUAAUGAAUGAAGCCAUCCCUGUUUAAAAAUGCAUAUGCCCCAUAACUCCCAUAUCCAACAAUCCGAUAUGAAACAUAUAGGAUCCCAUAUAAAAACCCGCUUUUCCCAUAUUCUAUAUGACGUUAUUGAAUAUAGGAGUUAUGGGGAAUACGUUUUUUUUUCAGUAGGAAUAUUACCGCGAGGUUAACGGAAAUAAGGAUUCGGAAGAAUGCUUUAUCGGUCUAAACUAAUUUAGUGUUUCCCUUUAGUGUCCAUUUAAGCUGGGCUGUUGACAAUAAACAUUGGGAGACUUCCAAUAAAGUUCUGAGUUGCGAGUACAGGGCUUAUAUGUCCCG
Dermacentor silvarum is the source of this 1792-nucleotide messenger RNA. RefSeq lists its product as uncharacterized. The transcript has 7 exons. Lineage: Eukaryota; Metazoa; Arthropoda; Arachnida; Ixodida; Ixodidae. The record is from RefSeq and is a predicted model, not a curated record. Bases 258 to 824 code for a protein of 188 amino acids.